This is a messenger RNA of Drosophila elegans, 642 nucleotides long. RefSeq lists its product as uncharacterized. Gene Ontology annotation, cellular component: nucleolar ribonuclease P complex. The transcript is spliced from 2 exons. The record is from RefSeq and is a predicted model, not a curated record. Gene Ontology annotation, biological process: tRNA processing. Bases 83 to 637 code for a protein of 184 amino acids. Lineage: Eukaryota; Metazoa; Arthropoda; Insecta; Diptera; Drosophilidae.
CACACAUGUGUUUUGAAAAGUAAUAAAACAAAGCCGGAAAGUUGAAGAAACCAACAAAGUUGAAGUGAAAAGCUAGCAAAACAUGACCAAGGAGAACAAAAAGAAGCUGCUCGCCCAGCGGCAUAUCUCCUCGCGGAUGAACUUCCUCUUCCAGGCGUCCAACUUAAUGGCCUCGGGCAAUCAAACCAAACUGGCCGCCUACUAUGGCAAACUUUGCCGCAAUGUGGGCACCAAAGCCGUGAUGCACAUGGCUCCCGCCUUGAAGCGCUCGCUGUGCCGACGUUGUUCGCUACCCCUGAUUCCUGGAUUGAAUACGGAGGUACAGGUGGCCCAGGAACCCAAGAAACCGGAGCAAGUGACUCCGCCAGAGGUUCACCCGAAUGGUGGAAGCCAAACAAAGAAGAAGCGCCAUCGCAGGCAGCGCAAGAAGCCCCCAAAGAGCGAGGAUUCAAGUAAAAUCAGUGAAUCACUGGGUGAAAACCCGGCCAAACCCGAAAGGAUCUGCCUUUUCUUGGAGUGCUCCAUUUGCCAGAGCCGCCGAAGCUUUUCCGCCGGCCAUCAGCGAGAUGACUGCUGGCUAGAACAGCCACAAUCUCUGGUGCAGGUGGUGUCUCUGCCCGGCGAAAACGCUCAAUGAUAAGC